This is a messenger RNA of Xiphophorus couchianus (Monterrey platyfish), 5487 nucleotides long. It is a transcript of the gene hand2, whose product is annotated as heart and neural crest derivatives expressed 2. Bases 1369 to 2109 code for a protein of 246 amino acids. Lineage: Eukaryota; Metazoa; Chordata; Actinopteri; Cyprinodontiformes; Poeciliidae. The transcript has 2 exons. Gene Ontology annotation, biological process: regulation of transcription by RNA polymerase II; heart development. The record is from RefSeq and is a predicted model, not a curated record. Gene Ontology annotation, molecular function: RNA polymerase II transcription regulatory region sequence-specific DNA binding; DNA-binding transcription factor activity, RNA polymerase II-specific; protein dimerization activity.
UGGGGGCGGAGGGUCAUUUCUACUGCUUUACCUUAAAGGAAGUCAAGUAAAAAAUACUUAAAUUGUCAUAAACCUAUAAAAAUCUAUUUGGUAAACCCAAAUCGUUCUGAAAUGGCGCAGUGAUAUAUUAUUGGUUGUAAAUAUUCGACAGGAGUAAGUUAACCGGAACCGUUGAUAUAUAAUCAAAAGAUGGUGAUUAAUAAAAUAAGUCAAAUAAAUCAGAAUAAAAUUUUAAUUCGGUGCCAAAAUGGCUGAUAUUAGUUGUUGGACUAAAUUGUUUUGAGUUCUUUUAUCUCAGGUGGGUUUAAUCUGUAAAUCCUCUUGGUGUGACGCAUCACCAGCGAGACUUUCAUAUUUUAUUAUCAUUAAUUAAAAAAAAAUAUAGACAGAACCCUAACACCAUGAGAAUAGCCUUAAGCAAAUCAGACAUCUCAAACUCACACCACUUAUUUAGAUAUUUUUCAAAUACAUAUAGCCUAUUUUAUAUAUUGAAGGAAAACAUAUUUCAGCCAAUUCACAAACUCUUUGCUUCAGCUGAAAUAUUAAACUCAUUAAGAAGAAUAUAAACAGAUAAAUGAAACACUUCCUCGUGAACCUCAUGUCUUGGAGUAAAUGCAUUCAUUUUUAUCAAUCACAGCCUCAUUUUUGAUUCAGCAGAUUCUGCCGCGUAAGUAAACGCUGGCUGACGGGCGCGCGGUUGUGCGCAUGUGCCGGCAGGCCUACUUAGCAGGCCUAUUGACAUUAAAGACAAGUGGGUUAUACAGAGCCUGGAAAUGGGGCCCGAUGAGGGGGGCAAGUCCGCCAGUGGUUCAUGGAGCCGAGAGCCAGCCCCACCACCUCUCUCUCUCUCCCUCUCCCUCCCUCUCUCUCUCUCUCUCAUGUAGCCAGGCGGACUCUACGGUCAGUCAGUCUCAGAGGGGUGACCCAGGAUCAGCCCAGCCUUCUCCCUCCUGGCUGACAGCUGACAGCUGACUGACGGAAAUGAGCCGUAGAGGAGAACAGGAGGACGAGCCGAAGUGUGUUUUCCUGUGAAAAGGGGAGGAAAGGGUCUGUGGUAUUGCUUCGCGGAGAGGAGAAGACGAAGAACAACGAUGUCCUAACUAGGGAAGCUGUUUCAGCAGCAGAGAGCGGCCUGCAGGCCCGGUGAGUGUUGCAGGACCGAGAGUGUGAGCGGGGGGGUGUUCCCUGCUGGGAAUAUUAUCCAGGAUGCAAACAUUUGCACGGAGGGGAUAUUAAACUUCACGUUCCCUCUGCAGCAUCUCUCGGGCCUCUUCGUGUGUGUGUGUGGGUGCGUGUGCGUGUGCGUGUGCGUGUGUGCGUGUGUGUGUGUUUGUUUUCGCGCCGGAGUGCGCGACAGUGAGCAGGACUAUGAGUCUGGUGUCAGGCUACCCUCACCACCCGAUCAUGCACCACCACGACAGCCACCACUAUUCGCUGCACGCGGCGGCGGCGGCCGGAAGGUGCCACGAGGACACCGGGGCGCCUCCGUACUUCACGAGCUGGCUGAUCAGCCACGCGGACAUGUCACCCACAGAGUACAGCCUCGCGCCGGGCUACAGCCCGGAGUACCACACCAACAGCGGGGGCGACUCCUCCGGCGGCCUGGACGCGCGCCACCACCACCACUACGGACCCGGGAACCAUCUGAUCCCUGGGCCCGGCAGCAUCUCUAUGAACGGAGCCACGGUCGGCAUGCACCACCACCACCACCACGCACACCCACGCACCAUAAAGCGGAGACCCACCGCAAAUCGCAAGGAGAGGCGACGGACCCAAAGCAUCAAUUCGGCCUUCGCGGAGCUCAGGGAGUGCAUUCCCAACGUCCCGGCCGACACCAAGCUGUCCAAGAUCAAGACUCUGCGGCUGGCCACCAGCUACAUCUCCUACCUGAUGGACAUCCUGGACAAGGACGGCCAGCACGGAGACACGCAGGCGUUUAAAGCCGAGCUGAAAAAGACGGAGGCACGGGAGGAACGCAGGAAAAGAGAGGCGGUGGAGAUCCCCAAAGCAGCCUCCUCGUCUUCGUCCUCCUCAUCGGUAGGAGAUAAGAAGAGCAAAGGUCGGACAGGAUGGCCUCAGCAUGUCUGGGCUCUGGAACUCAAACAGUAGUGACCCCUCCACUCCCACUCCCACUCCCACUCCUAAAUUUGACCCCAGGGUUUUUGAUGGACAGUGCAGCCGCCGUGCCUCUGCACACUCAGGCUCCCCACAGCGGCGGGGCUGGAUGGACGCUGCAGACGGUCGUCCUGCUGCUCGGCCACGGUCUCAGUUGGACCCCGGGAAGUAGAAGAAGUGACGUGUCCCCAGGAAGGAGCCUGGGUGUGGGCUGAAGUCCAUCUAGACAGGCACAGACGGAGUUAUGUCCCCUGGCACCUUUCUGAACAAACCGAACCAUCCCCACCCCAAACACACACACAUACACACCCCUUCACAUGCAUUUGUUUACCAAUGUGUCUGCGUAGUUGACCACACAAAUGGGGAAUUGUGUGUUUUAUUUAACGGAAUAUAUUUAUGUUUAAUGUGGCCAUUAAACGGGUCUCUGCAGGAACUCUCACUCAGAUGUAUGUGAACACAUCUCUCUCUCUCUCCUAUUGCAGUUUUAGGUUGUAAACGUAGUGCCGUCACGCCACUGACAAAGUGUCUGUGUUUUUAUGUGAAAACGUGCUGGGAGUCUAAAUAAUGCUUGUUGUGGGAUGUAAACAAUGUCGUGAAAAGAAUAAAAGCACCACUUGGUGAAAUGGUGGCUGAUUCAAACUGAGCUCAUCUCUGCCUCUCACUCAGCAGUAUCAGCGGUUUCUUAUGAUCACUCUGCAUCAUCUUGGUUUUAAUCUUUGCCACUUUUGAAAUAGUAUUUUAUGUAGAUUGAAUAAAAUGAUGUAAAAUAAUCACUAACAGACAGCAGAUGUGCUCAAAUGUGCUAUUGUUGAACACCAAAGUUGUUGAAUUUCCUUUUUGUUUGGUGAAGGUCUAGUUCAGCCUCCUGAUGUGCAUCAGUUUUGUAGGAUUGAAGUAUUUGUAACAGAUCAGCUUUAACUUAAUGAGAAAUACCCGAGGCACACAUUAACAGAGGGAUUUUUGAAGGUGUUAUUUGUCCCAAGACUCUGUGUCAUUGUGAGUUACAGCUGAGUGUGUUGUCUGUUAGAGCACAGAUGUUCAUUGUGUGUCCUAAAAGAAAACAAAAUGAACUUAAUAAUUUCCCUGCGGCUAAAUGCUGAAUGUCAAAGUGACACAGGUUUAACCAUCACAUUCCCAAAUGUCAGAGUGAGUGAAUAACUGGACUAAUUGCAAACUUGUUUGAAAAAAAAAAGUUUAAAAAUCUGCAAAUUUUGUUCAAUUUUACCUGAGCUUGUUUACCUAAAAUCUGUUGGUUUUGUGCAAUUAUUUAGAUUCCAAAUUCAUCUUAGCGAAAUAAGGAUAAAAGUGUGAAAAAUACAUAAAAUGUAUCCUGUUGCAGAGGAAAGCAAAAAUGAAAAGCAUUUUUAAAAAAUUUAAAAAACAACCGAUUUUUGGGGGGAAUGUAAAGCCUAUCAAAAUGUCAACAACAGUUGUUUUCACUUAAUGUUUGAUUCAUUGAGGCAGAAGUUUGGGUUUUCAUAUGCCAUGUGUGAAUGAAGCAGACAUGUGGUUACAGCAAAGUGGAAUAGAAAAAAAAAGAAACCCACUCUGAUUAAAACUACUUUCAAGAAUGCAGUGAGACCACAGUCUUGCUGAUCCACAGUGCCGUCAUUAUUGACCUGGUUGUGUUUCACAUCUCUUGCUCUCACUCCAGAUGUUUAUGUGAAACCUGGAAUUAUAAUGAGUUUGGAGGUUACCUAGGGCAAAUAAUAAUAAUAAUAAUAAUAAUAAUAAAAAUAGCAUUUAAACCAAAUACAAAAUUUAAAGGUUGUUGAGAAGCUUAAGAAAAGAUUAAUCAGGCUAUGGAACCUAGGCUUCAUCAAAAAACGUGUUGCUCAUUAUUUGGGGCAUUAGGUUUUAUAAACAACAUCCUAGAAGGUAAUUAGCGGCAUAAUGAAGUUUAGUAGUUUUGUGUUUUUGUGUCUACAGAACACUGGAAAUCUUUAGAUAAUUUGAGACUUCCAUAAAUAUGGAUUUUGGUUAUUGUCAAUGAAUAAUUUAUUAUUUUGUAUUCACAACCUGUAUUUAUGCAUUUGAUUGCAUGAGCCGAAGGAGGGUUUGGAUACAUUUUUAAUCACUCAGUCACAUGACCAUGUGAAGACAUUUCCCUGAUUUCUACCUGAUUGGUGCCAAUACUGUAAAACAGACCUUUCCACACCAUUCCAUUAAUGUAAUAUAUAAAAUAAAAAUCUCUUGUUUGGAUGGGUUUGUAGUUUGGAAGAGUAGCCAUCUGGUAUUUAAGAUAUUGUUAAUUUGAUUCCAGUGUCACAUCAUUGUGCAAAACACUGAAUACUGACAAUAUGGAUGAGAGUUUGAGACUCCUGCUGGGUAAAUGCGACUUUCUGGUUUUGCAGCUUUGAAGCUCUAAAUGAGUUUGAUCUAUUUACAUUUUUUGUCAUAAUUUUGAUCGAUUCAUUCCUGAAAUCAAAAGAAGUUCUGUGUAACUUAGACUAUAUAAAUUAAAUGCAUCUGACAAUGAUAAACAACUUUGAUCAGAAAAAGAGAGAUGGAUUCAGUUGUCUACAACAAUUUUAAUCAAACAUAGCUGUCAGAACUUAAAGUUUAUCAGAACAUAGUGACCAAACAGUCUCAUAUUUUACUCAAUUAGCCAAGAUAAGUUAGCACUUUCUCAACUUGUACUGAAUCAAACCUGAAAGGGUUAGUUCUGAUAUUGUAGGAAGAUUUUAAAUGACUGUGGUCUAAGCUCAGUCGCACAUAUUCAUACACCAACCUACAGACUGCUAGGGGACUCGAGGUUAAUUAUCUUGCACAUAAGUGUCAUCAUCAUGAUACGGGAGUGUAAUAUGGAGUUCAACCCACAACUUGCCAAAAGCAACACAAGAAUUUCUUCACAUAGAACAUUUUCUCUAAGGUGAUGGAAGCCAACAGCUAAUCAGAUAUGCGAUAAUUAACAGUCUGCAAUUUGUUCUGUUUGGUUCUAGUUUGUUCAGCUUAACAGCAUCUGUUUCCAUGUGGAGUUAGCUGACUCCUGUUGUAUCCAUCCACCAGACCUCAUCAGAUUUAUACAGUUUAGGGAAGAACUGAGUACAAAUGGGAUUUUGCCUCAUUUUUUGCACCAAAGGAAAGUGUGUGUCUCUGUACUUUCUAGGUUUGGAAAUUAUCCUUUUCAGCUCAUGUUUAGCUGAUAUGCCAAAUCCGCCGAUGAGGCAGAAUGCUGCUGGUCAUGCAUCUCUUCAAGACCUUGGAGAGUUACAUCUGAUCAAACUGAGGUUAUUUGUUGUUUCAGCUUUUUGCUGUUUUCUGCUCAUGUGGGAUCAUUAAUAAAACUUUUUGUGGAUGCUGGAGUUAAUCAGUCAAAGCAAUCAGCUUCAUAUAAACAAAGGUGCAGUAAAUGCUUACCAAAAACUUAAA